GAGCGGGAGUGGGGGUGGGGGAGCAGGGGCAGGGGCAUGCGCGAAGGGACGUGGCAGAGGCGCUGCGGCGGCGGCCGCGGGGGGUGAACAUAGUGGUGGUGCGGGAGAACACGGAGGGCGAGUACAGCGGGCUGGAGCACGAGGUCGUGCCAGCUGGUGAGCAGGCUCUGUUCGGAGCGCAUAGUGCGGCGCGCUACGCCUUCCACUUGAAUUUGAGUCGACUCAUAAGCUGCCGCCCUAAACCCUCUCCCCAGGUGGUGAGCAAGUUCUGUUCAGAGCGCAUAGCGCGCUACGCCUUCCAGUACGCGUACCUCAACGGGCGUCGCGCAGUCACGGCGGUGCACAAGGCCAACGUCAUGAAGGUCUCCGACGGGCUCUUCCUCGACUCGUGCCGCCAGGUGGCCCAAUCCCGCCCGCACCUGCGCUACAGCGAGAUCAUCGUGGCGCAGGCGUACCCGCGCCUGCGCUACAGCGAGAUCAUCGUGUCGUGGACAACUGACUGUGAUACCACUCAAGAGUCAUCCCGAUCCACCCCAUUCCCCUCCGCCUCCUCCUCCGCUUGUUGUGCUGUUGUGCGGCAGGUGGCGCAGGCGUACCCACACCUGCGCUACAGCGAGAUCAUUGUGGACAACUGCUGCAUGCAGCUCGUGCGCCGCCCCCAGCAGUUUGACGUCAUGGUGCGGUGCAGGGUGGUGCGGUGCAGGGUGGUGCGGUGCAGGGUGGUGCGGUGCAGGGUGGUGCGGUGUAGGGUGGUGCGGUGGGGGGUGGUGCGGUGCAAGGUGGUGCGGUGUAGGGUGGUGCGGUGGGGGGUGGUGCGGUGCUUGCUGUGGGGGAUAGGCAUGUGUAUGGGGGCGGCACACGAGGGGGCAGAACAGGGGGUGGUGGCACAUGGGGUUUGGGUGGGCAACGGGGAGGGGAUUGGGGUGGUGACGCCCAAUCUGUACGGCUCGCUGGUGGCCAACACAGCAGCGGGCAUCUGUGGGGGCUCCUAUCUCAUGCCCGGAGGCAAUGUGGGCGACAACGCAGCCGUGUUCGAGCAGGGCGCAUCGGCAGGCAACGUGGGAAACGAGCGCAUGGUAUCAGAGCGCACGGCCAACCCCACGGCGCUGCUGCUCUCAGCAGCCAUGAUGCUGCACCACCUGCACCUGCCGGUGUUUGCUGACCGAGUGGAGGGGGCCGUGAAGGGCGUGCUGGCCGAGGGGGCCGUGCUCACUCCCGAUAUGGGGGGUGGGGCCACGACCCAGGAUAUGGUUGAUGCGAUUGUGGAUAGGCUGGGGUAA
This is a messenger RNA of Closterium sp. NIES-65, 1280 nucleotides long. The record is from the annotation of a GenBank genome assembly. NCBI's taxonomy places the organism in Eukaryota, Viridiplantae, Streptophyta, Zygnematophyceae, Desmidiales, Closteriaceae.